CGUCUUCGGCUGCUACAAUAAUAAUAAUAUUAUAAUGGGACACGUGCGUUCGAAUUAUUAAUUAUCAUUAUCGUUAUUAUGAUCACAUUGUUAUCAUUUAAUACGCUGUGUAGGCACGUCAUAAAAUAAUAAUAUUAUUACUAAUAUAUCCACACACUCGGCGGCUGGUGAAAGUGAGCGACGCGAUCGGGUGUUACGUGCGCGGGCGCUGUCGACGUGAUGGCGGCGGUGUGCGCGCGUGGGAACCACCGAUCUUCGACUCAUUCUUCGUCUUGUACGGUCUUCUUCUUCUACUCCACCGCCGCCGCCGCCGUCGUCCGAGUAGGCUAAACGUAACGGUAUAUGCCACGCUACGGAGCUGCUGCUGACCCAGUUUCGUGGUCGCCGCCGCCGUCGUCGUCGCCGUCCGGCCAGUCAGUCAGUCUCGCGUGCGACACCCGGCCGAGCUCAGUAAAACCCAUGUGCGUGGUCGCGCGCGCCCCUACAGUGUACUGCAUGUGGACGACUCAUGUACUUAAAGAUACUAUUCCUUUGGGCACUGCCGUUGGAGCUCAAUGGUUACGGUUACGACGGUUAUAGCACCUGCACAAAACCAUAUCGAAAUGCAAGAGCCAAAUUUCCAGAUUUGCCGUGCGAUUUUAACACUCAAUCAUGGUGCAUGGUACCUGGAUCAACGUACCCGUGGCACGCGGUCCGACGGUUCGUUUUCGAGAAUCACGGUUUGAUGAAACGCAUGUACGGCGAACAGCGACACAUAUCGGUGUUGCGCGCCGACAUGGACACCAACGACAUCGAAGGUGGCGUCUGGAACCGCCGCCGGGAGGAGUCGUCGUUGAACCGCUACGACUCUCAACCGUCGCCACCGGUACCUACUUUGGGGACCUCAACCGGCACCGCUACAGCUAGCAACGUUACCAGCUCUACUACGACGACGUCGGCAACGUCGGCGACGGCGACCACCGCGACCACGACCACGACGUCCACCGCCCGGCCGUCCAACGUCACCGCCGCGUCCGUGGCCGACGUCAUGCCGCCCACGACGACCACCGCCGAAGAAGACGUAGAAGACGGCACCGCGGAAGACGUUACCGUGGACGACCAGUUGCAGUUCGAAACCACCACCGAACCGAUAGCGUCGACCCAGCGCACCGACCAGGUGCAAGAGCAACCGGGAUUCUUCCAGGAGUCCACCGAUGGCGGCACGGACAACACUCAGAAAUCAAAAGGCAUUAACGCUUGCCCGGUAAAGGAAGAGGUGGUCGCGCCGUUUUGGGCGAACAACACUCGCGGCGAAGUGCUCGCUCUGCUCAAUCUCUACCCGUUCGAGCAGUACGUUCACUGGGAGCGAUGCACGUUCGAGAACAAGCAGAUGUUCUGCCGCCAGGGCUGUCGAUGCGAACAGCAGUACCGCUUGCACAGGCUGCUCGCCUACGACCCGUCCAAUGACUGUCGCGGAAUAUUCUCCGACUGGUUCAGGUUCCCGUCGUGCUGCGUGUGCCGUUGUUACGAUCUGCCCAACGACCUGAGGAUCACUUCCCGCAGUCCUCGCACCGAUGGAGACGACGGCACCGGCAGCAACGGCAACAGCAAUGACCUCGACACGUGGUUCCAAAAUCCGUUGAACUCUUAACUCUUACUUUUCUUUACACGAUAUUAUUGUAUUAUUAUAACGUAUCCGUGUUGUAUCUUUAUUCCCUCACUCUUUCUCUCUCUCUCUCUUUCAAUAAUAUUAUUUGUUACUGCACAUCAUUUAGUGUUGGGCAAAAAAAAAAACCACUUGCAGAUCGACGGGUCAUCUGAAAGAUUAUACCGCACAUCGACAUCAAUACAGCAAAAAUUGAAUUGAAAACCGAUAAAUCUCGAUAAACAUAGGUACCUACUACCUAACCUACCUACAUUCGAUUUGAAUUAUUUGUCAAUUUACUAAUGAAUUGAGACGACUACGUAGGCAGGUACUAACUAAUAGUAAUUGAUACUUAUGACUCUAAAUUAUAAUAUGAAAAUACCUAGUGAGAUCAAUACUCAUUUCACCAUUCCAUCUCCAUGAUUAAUAUGUAUUGUAAGCCAGGGAUAAUUUCGUUUAGCUUUUUUUUUUUUAAUUAUAAAAUUUAUUUUAUAAUUGUUAUCAUAUUAUAUACAUGGACCCACAAAUUCAACAAAUUUAUACAUUUUAUUGAAUUUUACAAAUUUUAAUUGGCAGUCGUCGCUUAGACGUCCACUAUUUAAUAUAUUUUUUUUGCCUUACACUGCCGUGCAUAAUAUGCAGACGUUUUAAUCUAUAUAUUAUAGAAGCCAUAAGUUUGUAAUAAUAUUUUUGUUUUUAAAUGUUUAUCAAAUUUAACUCGUAGGUAUCAUCAAUAUAAUAUAUAUUUUGUACAUAAACAUUAGUGUACAUAUAAUAUUUUUUAUGUAGUGUUAAGGUGUUUCAAUCUUGUGAUACGUAUAAAUUAAUUAUUACUAUUAUUUAUUUAUAUUUUAAACUUAUUCAUUGAUACAAUGAUAAAUGAUAUUAUGUGCAUAUACUUGUGGGAUAUUCUCGUGUCCAUGUUUAUAUUCACUACAAAUCAUUAUGGAUUUACGAUUUGAAACUACAAAGUUUAUCGUUGAUGUAUGAAAAUAAUGUUAAAUAUUAAUGUUACAUAUCGUAUUGUUGAUAUUAUAAUAUAAAUAUUUACAGCAUGAGUAUUAAAGUCAUUCUGUCACUCAAG
Myzus persicae (green peach aphid) is the source of this 2708-nucleotide messenger RNA. RefSeq names its product protein spaetzle 4 (gene spz4). The transcript is spliced from 5 exons. Lineage: Eukaryota; Metazoa; Arthropoda; Insecta; Hemiptera; Aphididae. Gene Ontology annotation, biological process: regulation of Toll signaling pathway; innate immune response; central nervous system formation. Gene Ontology annotation, molecular function: growth factor activity; Toll binding. Gene Ontology annotation, cellular component: extracellular region. The coding region runs from base 509 to 1630 and encodes 373 amino acids. The record is from RefSeq and is a predicted model, not a curated record.